UCCAGCGCCAUUUUCGACAUCGCGGCGGCGGCGCGAUGGCUAUUCCGACCAAGUUCAUCGUGGCAGUGGUGUGCUUUGACCAUCGCAUUGGACCAGAAGUCGAGUUCGUGUAUCCGCCACCCGAGGAACAUCGUGAAGACGAAUCGUGGCAAAACAUUAAGGACGUUCUACCGCUUUUGGCGUUACCUUCACGCCACGAGGCCGCGUCGGACAAAACAUCCUCGACGUGCUUCUUCUUUCACAUACCUUCCAAGGAACAAUCAGUUGCCGUCGAGUCGUGGAAAGGAGUGGCGUAUUACGACGUCAUUCAUCCCCACGCCGUACAUGGUCUGGACGACGACACGUUGGCCAAGUUCAGUCGCGGGGCCAUUCAAAAGUCCGUCGUCGUCGUGUCCAAGACCCCAUAUCAAGCGUACGUCAAGGCUAAGCUCGAAGCCAUGGCGAACCAGUUCUUUGCUCAGAGUUCAUUUGGCGACGUUGGACUGGUGGUGGAACUGCAUGAUGCGCUCAGCUCCGUGGACUUUGAAGCGUUGUCGUGGCCGCAAUUGCAUGUCGGGUUGCCGUUGCCAGCCCUCGUUCGUGCCACGGACGUGCAUUUGGCUGGCCUCUUGCGCUUGCUUUUGGCGGAAGGGCGCAUCGUGUUCUACUCUUCGUCGCCAGAGGUCGUGUCGAGCUCUGUUUUGGCAUUUCUUUCCUUCUUACCUGGCGGCGCUGGCGACUUCCACGCCACGCCAAGUCGUCCACAUGUCCAUCGGUAUCGCUGGGCCAAGUACGGCCUUCCCUUAGCCAUCGUUCACCCAUCCAGUUCGUUUCGAAUCGAGCCGUACUUAAUAUCGACAUAUGCCGCCAUCCUGUUUCAUCAACCAGAGGACACGGGCGGGUUUAUUGCGGGGACGUGCGACCCCAUGUGUCUGAAGUUCAAUCAAGCGAGUACUGCUGCUGCUCCUGUCGUAGACGCCGUCGUCGAUUUGGAUGUCCACCAAGUAGUCUUUCACUCUAGUUCUCGGGCCACCGCCGCAGCUACGUUGGGUUCUCAAACACGAGACUUCUUCAAUCGCAUACUUGCUGCCAACACCGCGUUGCUCCAUGACGAGAGCCGGAUCGACUGGGUUGGGUCGGAAGGGUGGAUUCGCCAACAGGUGCAGGUGUACUUGGAGCAAUUGCUGAUGGAUGUGGCAGUGGAGCCUUGUCGACCGAUGCGAUCGUCAUUCUGGAACUUGUUAACGUCGUCGCAGAUCGAAUCGCAAGUGUCCGCUGAGCACAACCCCGCGUGGCUACAGCUCUGGUACGGCACUUUCAACUACAACCAGUGGCGGAAAAGCCAUCGGUUGCACGACCACACAACACUACCACCACCACUGCCGCCACCACCAUCAUCCGGAAAAAGGUCGUAUACGUAUCCGAACGGCGACACGUACGAAGGCGAGUUUGUCGACCGAAAAAGACAUGGACAAGGCACAUAUGUUGUGGCGAACACGAGCUUCUCGUACGACGGACACUGGGCACAUGACCUUCGGCAUGGCGUCGGGACUUUGAGGUCGAUGCAAGGAAUGUACUGUGGCGCGUGGGUACGGAAUGAAAAGUGCGGGCACGGCGAGUUCUCCAGCGUACACGAAACAUAUACAGGCCAGUGGCGCCAUAACGUGUAUCACGGCCAAGGAAAGUUAAUCCAACCUCAAUGGGACUAUGAAGGCGAAUUCAGUCAUGGACACUUCCACGGCAUGGGCAAGUGCACGUUUCGAACGCACUCUGAAUGGAAGCGAUAUCGCGGGGAAUGGUGCCGUGGCGAGUUCCACGGGUUCGGGACGCUCGAAUAUGGAAAUGCUGAUGUGUACGUCGGCGAUUUUAUUUCUGGCAAGCGCCACGGCCAAGGCACAUUGACCACAGCUGGCGGGUCUUCGUAUUCCGGCGAGUGGAAGGGCGACAUGCAAGACGGCCACGGACGGUCCUACUCGAGCGUGUCGGGGGAAACCAAGGAAGGCACAUGGAAAUGCCAUCAACCCGUCGAAGGCAAGCAUGCCGAAUGGGUCAUCUUAUACCCCAACAACGACAAGUUUAUCGGCACCACUCAGUCGGGACGACCGUGGGGGCAAGGCAUAUGCCGAUAUGAAAACGGGUCAGUGUACACGGGAGCGUGGGUCGAUGGACUUCGCGAAGGGCUUGGUAUUUUCUGUGAUUAUCAAGGACGGACGUUUGAAGGCGAGUGGCGCAACAGCCAGCCGUGGAAAGAGCAGUCUAUCUCGCCCUAUGUGGAUGUAUCCUUGGAGGAUAAAACUACUAUAGACGGUCAAGCAGACCUCGUGCCGCCGACGGAGGAUGGGGUGCAUGUGUUUGUAUAUGCGAAUGGAGAUGUAUAUUCCGGCACGUUUCGAAAGGGCUGCCGUCACGGGGUCGGCAAAUACACGAGUAAACUCUCUCGACAUGUGUAUGACGGUGAAUGGGACAUGGACCAACGGCACGGCCAAGGCAUCCUCACAAGUGGUAGCAGCGACUUCAUUUAUGACGGCGACUGGUGUCGAGAUACCCGGACAGGCAAAGGCACGUGUGUGAUUCGAGGAGCUGAAACGUACACGGGCGAUUGGGAAGAGAACCGAUUUCACGGCAUGGGAAUGUACACAGCCGCUGACGGAAGUGUGUUUGAAGGCGAGUUUGUCCAUGGUAUCAAGCAAGGGAUGGGCAAGCUAAGUACCGCCGACAACCACGUCUAUCACGGCGAGUUUGUCCACGGAGAACGAUGCGGUGUAGGUACUUGUACGUAUGCAAACGGGGACGUGUAUACUGGCGAAUGGAAGGCCAAUCAACGGCAUGGAGAAGGCACGAUGGUAUUUAGAAACGGCGAGCGCUACGUCGGUCAAUGGGCCAACAAUGUUCGCCAAGGAUAUGGCUGCCACAUGGACGCCAAAGGCACGACGAAGGACGGGGCGUGGCGCGGCGACUUGCCGGUGGAUGGCGACUGGCAUAUUCAGUUUGCGAGCGGCAGUUCGUACAAUGGGGAGUGUGUCGGUGGCAAGCCCCAUGGUCAUGGCGUGUGUAAAUACACGAAUGGGGACGUGUACAGCGGCGAAUGGAUGGAUGGGGCUCGAAGUGGAUGGGGCGUGUGUGUGUUUGCAAAUGGCCACGUGUUCCAAGGCGAGUGGACGGCUAAUCACGUGUCGUUGAAUGGAAAGGGCACGUUGACCAUGGCGAACGGCACAGUGCACGCGUACGCCCAGUGACCAGCCUAGUUAAGCUGUAGCAGCCUUGAAGUGAUAUUAAACCCCCAUGUGUAUUUUCAAUCAAGUCCUA
This is a messenger RNA of Aphanomyces astaci, 3285 nucleotides long. RefSeq lists its product as hypothetical. The record is from RefSeq and is a predicted model, not a curated record. Bases 36 to 3215 code for a protein of 1059 amino acids. The transcript is spliced from 13 exons. Lineage: Eukaryota; Oomycota; Saprolegniomycetes; Saprolegniales; Verrucalvaceae.